Lymnaea stagnalis (great pond snail) is the source of this 353-nucleotide messenger RNA. The record is from the annotation of a GenBank genome assembly. Lineage: Eukaryota; Metazoa; Mollusca; Gastropoda; Lymnaeidae.
AUGACUAGACGAAAAAAUCGUUUAAAAAUACCUUCGAUUAGCCAUGAGUCUAGACAUUCACACAUUUCCAUAGAGAUGUGUACUUUAAUCGCAAGAGACAGCAUCCAUUCCAUCCAUAAAUAUUUACUUCAAUCGAAAGAGCAGGCAUCCAAUCCAUCGAUCAACAUAUAUACAUCAAUCUCAAGAGCAAGCAUUCAUUACAUCCAUAAAUAUACACUUCAAUCGCAAGAGCAGGCAUCCAAUCCAUCGACAAAUAUGUACCUACUUUAUUUACCACGGCAGAAAUCCAUUAUUUCAUCCAGCAGUCUGUGCUCUAAAGCAAUCACUCGAACUAAGCUUCCUGACAGCAUGAC